This is a messenger RNA of Mycena indigotica, 2973 nucleotides long. RefSeq lists its product as uncharacterized. The record is from RefSeq and is a predicted model, not a curated record. Lineage: Eukaryota; Fungi; Basidiomycota; Agaricomycetes; Agaricales; Mycenaceae. Bases 1 to 2973 code for a protein of 990 amino acids. The transcript is spliced from 9 exons.
AUGGGGAACAGUGGCAGUGGGCCUGACGAGCAACAACCCAUGUCUUUUACGUCGCGCCUGAAUGGCGAUUCCCCACCCUUCCAGCCUAGAUUCACCCGUACUGACACCACAACGGUUGAAGUCGGUUCUCCUCGACCUGAUAUUGCAGACCAGAGUGUGAGCAAUAAAUCGGCCAACAACUCACUCCCACUAUCUGACUCCGUCAUACCUGCCACUUUCGAGACUUCGGAAGACCUCUCCACCAAUCAACUCUCGCAUUUUUUCCCUUUCCCUCCAGGAGAAACGUCGAUCCCUCAUCCGGCCCAAAACAACAUGAUGACAUCUCUCAACGAUAACAUGGAGCGUGUAUCGCUUCAAGAGGCCCUUGACGCGGUUUGGGCGCCAUCAAAACGCAACCCAGUCCGUAUCUCUGCCCUGCCACCACAAGACACGCCUGUACAAGAAGACCUUGAACCACUAAUCGAUCUUUCUUCCGACAUUCCAUCGUUGCCCAGUUUUCCGACAACCUCAUCUAUGGCUACGAUAACUGCACUUUCCAUUGAUUCAGACACAUCGCUGGAGCAAGUGAGAUUCGAGCCAGUUGCGUCUUCACCAAAGCCAAGUCACGAUGAUCCCCAGAAUAAACCUUACGAAUUUGGAAGCAUCCUGGUGGAGGAUGGUGAGGCUAUUCCGCCUCCGACCACUUACGCAGAUGCCACGAAUGUCGGUGACAUUUUUAGUUUCUGUUUCCCCGCGUCUAACGUGCUUUUCUUGAAGAUUGCAAAUAAAUAUCCUGAACUCGCUUCCAAGGUUCUCAAGCAGCCUCUUGCCUCGCCUUCCACAUCCCCGCACCCAAGCAGACGUGAACUUGACCCAGACGAAACAGACCAUUCCAAGUUUAACAUUUCUGUUCACGUAGAGAGAGUUGUUGUUCGACAGUCUUCGAUGCCACCACACACUCCCGAUCGUCCCAACUGGGCAGUUGCACCAGAUGAAAAACCAAGCUAUCGUCAGCCCGGCCGCCACUCUGGUCGCCCUCGGCGCGACUCUGGAGUCAGUCAACAUGGCUCUUCUGCACACAUGCCAAUGGAUAAACCUGAUAGUAGAUGGACUUUCAACGACAAUAGCAACUUCGAACGUAAUGGCUCUAUUGGCGGAAAUGAGGAUAAUCGAGCACAUAACCCAUCCCCCCAUUUGAGUCACGUGCACCCCUCACGCGCUCGCAAUUUGGCUGGACCUUCGGAUGGCCCGCCGUAUCCUGAAAACUCCGCUGUUGACACACGUGUUACUUCUCAAGCGACCCGCUACGAUCUGCAGUCGAACGAAAGCCGUACCAAUUCUCCCCAGCAAAAGGCUCUUGACGGCCGGCAGUCCUCCCCGAGAGCUCAAGAGACGUUGACUCCACCUCGCAAUCACUCACCUGCUAGUCACUGGCAAUCUAGAUCUCCGAGCCGCGAUGGUUCGAAAGUCACGCAAUCUCCCCAGAAGCGCCAUGAGUUGCUACCCUCUCUAAACCAGUCUCCUGCUCGCUCUCAGUAUCGUCUUGCAUGGACACCUACCCACGAUGGCUGGGCAGAUCAAUCUCCCCCGAAGAUUCAUAACUCGCUCCCCUCUGGCAAUCAGUCGCCUAGUCGGUACCGUCUCAGUGAAUCAGCCACCGCCCAUGGUCCUCGGCGCAGUAAUCCGGCUUCCCCAGUCCGGCAAGAACACCUGAAUCACUGGACCACCUCCCACGAUCCAUGGGCUGACGAUCGUCGAUCAACCCACAGAGAACGAGGAACUCAUGAUGGUCGAAGCCAUAACAACAACUCUUCUUGGAGCAAUGAUAACAGCGAGAAUCCUGACCGUCGUUUACCUAAGCCAGAGCAAAAAGGCUAUCCAGAACGUCGUCGUAAUUCACCCAGUCCGUUCCACGACCGUAUCAACCACAGCUAUGAUUCUUACUCACGUGACCGUCCUGGAUCUGUCCCGGAUCAUUCUUUUGGUGGCAGUGGCGAUGUGUUGGAGGCUCAUCGAGUACCAGCUCAGUCAAGUAUCGCUGCUCUUGCUGCAGCACGUGCGACCGGGCAAGAUUCCGGAUUGCUCGAUCAUCAAAACGGAAACAAUGCUGCCUCGUAUUCUGAAUUCGACUACUUCGCUCAUAGCGAUGGGAUGAAUUGGACCGACUCUUCACCUGCCGCCCUUCACACAAAUAUUUACUCUCCGAGUCAGAGAAUCGCCAGCCCUUCGCAUGCGUUACCGGAAGACAAUGAAUCGAGAAGCGAAUUUGACUCGCGUCACAACCCAUUCGAUCUUGGGCAGAUGAAAGCAGACACAUAUGACCACAGCCAACGACAAGGGAGUCGAGAUGAAGGAGCUACUCGUUGGGGCCCCGAUGAGAGAUUUGGUGAACCGCGCCAACAUCAACGAGAAAACCAUUACCACAAUACUGCUGAGAGGAACAACUGGGACGAUGACCACAAUGGCAACGAAAGAGAUAAAUGGGGCCUGUUGUCGACCUCCCGAGACCAAUGGGGUCUGUCUUCUUCUUCGAAUCAGCGUGGUGCAUACAACGAUCGCGAGGAUGGCAACCAAGACCAACGCAGAGAGCAAGAUAAGUGGGGCGGUCAUCAACACCAUGAAAGGGAAUACACCGAUCAUCGCGGCAACGAUAACUUCAGGUCAUGGACCUCUUCUGCUCACAGUGGAGAUAGCUCUUACCGUCGUCGCAAUGCACUUCCCUCACAGGCGGAGGAGUUCAAUCGCUAUUGCGAUGCUAGAGGGUUCAAUCGGAAUCGCGAUCGGUUUGCUGGUGCUGGUGCUAGAGCAAGUCAUGUAAAAUUCUUAACGUUGAUGUCGCAGGAGCAGCAAACCAUCCCCAUCCCCGCUCUCGGCGCCUUCACUGCCUUCACAAUCGACCCAGUAUUAUCCUUAGACCCCGACACCCGAAAUGACCCAAAGGCAGUGGCUGCUUGCCAAAAUCUAGUCAGCAAACCCUACGUAGGGCUCAUGUAG